Messenger RNA from Haliotis rufescens (red abalone), 689 nucleotides. RefSeq lists its product as uncharacterized. Bases 44 to 628 code for a protein of 194 amino acids. Lineage: Eukaryota; Metazoa; Mollusca; Gastropoda; Lepetellida; Haliotidae. The record is from RefSeq and is a predicted model, not a curated record. The transcript has 2 exons. Gene Ontology annotation, molecular function: cytokine activity. Gene Ontology annotation, cellular component: extracellular region.
UCUUCCCACGCGUUACUUCCAAGAAAUCGACGACACAGCCACCAUGACGUUACUGCUGUCACCGGGAACGAUACUCCUCACAACGUGUGUCGUCAUAGCGAUGCCGCAAUGUUCAGCUUGGGCUACCGGAAGAAGAGCCGGACGCUGCCGGGAGCCUGUUAACCGUAAAAUAGACUUCCAAAAUGAACUCCAUGACAGUUUUUACCAAAUUCCACCUCUCCUGGACACUGUUGCCAAUCUUUCUUCAGUCCACGAACAGUUCGUACACUUGAGGCACGCGGUGUUGACGGGGGAGCCCCAGUGCCCGACGUGGGAGGAGGCGGUGCGACGUCAUGGGGGGAGGGUCUGCCCCUUCCACUACGUGUUGAACUACGACGAGAACAGAAGACCAGACACCUUGGUCGAGACUCAGUGCAAUUGUGGUGAAUGUCUGAGACCAGACAAUGGCCCCUCCAACCUGAUGGACUGUCUGCCAAUAAUAUAUUACACCAAGGUGUUCCGGCGGACCGCGUGCGUGCAGGGAGUGUAUCGCUACGCCGCCAUCUGGGAGCCGCUCAACAUCGGAUGUCAGUGUGCGCAUGCGCCCAGUCGCUUUACAGACAACGUCAGAACGAGAUCCCAACCAUAGGAUCUUGACAUCAUUGCCCGCUUAAAUAGCGUCUUUCUGAUUGGUCAUAAACUCAUCUUAU